Molecule: messenger RNA, 1517 nt
Organism: Capsella rubella
Lineage: Eukaryota; Viridiplantae; Streptophyta; Magnoliopsida; Brassicales; Brassicaceae
Product: putative ubiquitin carboxyl-terminal hydrolase 11
Exons: 4
Coding region: 680-1417 (245 amino acids)
Molecular function (GO): protein binding; cysteine-type deubiquitinase activity
Source: RefSeq, a predicted model, not a curated record
UAAAAUCGAAAAUCUCCCGCUCUCUCUCUUCUCCGAUCAUCUCCCAUCUCCUCCGAUCUUCUCCGAUCGUCGCUGGCGCCGCCGGAAUAUAGUGUGAGACCAUGAAAUCACCUACUUGUGAAUCCAUUGUGGAAAUCGGGGUUAGUGAUAUGCCACCGACUCCUGAGGAACAAAGACAUAUCGUGACAGAGCUUACUCUCCAAGCUGACGAAAACUUUUUCCUUGUCUCAAACAGUUGGUAUACAAGAUGGAAAAAAUUUGUUGGUCUUCUCACAUCAGAAGAACUAUCUCGUGGAGAACCUUCAGAAGUUUCCAACCCCGGAGAAGUGUCUAAUCAUGAUCUACUUGACAGUAGAAAGGGUGCUAGUGAUCCACAACAUCGUAAAUUGUUGGUUGAAGGUGUUGACUUCAUUUUGGUUCCUGAAAAAGUUUGGAAAAAGCUUAUUGAAUGGUACAAGGGUGGUCCACCUAUACCAGAUAAAAUAGGCAGUGGUAUAACUGAUUGUGUAUUGGGUCUUCCUGACGAUCUGGUUCUCCAAAUACUUUUACGUGUACCAAAGAACGACGACCAGAUGCUCUCUUGCGUAUGUAGGAAGUUUCAACAUCUUGUACGCUCCAAUGAGCUUAAUAGGCUGAGGAGGAAACGUUCUGAAGAGUAUCUCUAAUCUCUUUCGUUAACAUGUCAACUCUGAGACGGUACUGGUAUACAGUGAGCCAAACUCAAGACGGGCAACAUCAAUUACUAUCUACUGAAGUUCCAGCCCUUGAUGCUAUUCGGUCAGUUAACAGCUCAGGUUUGGUACUAUAUCUAGUCUGUGGAUCUCAACGGCAACCUACACAUGUUUGGGCAUAUAACUGGUUAGAGAGAAACGUUAGGCCAUGUGCUAAAAUGCCUGUUCCAGUCGUCUUCAAAAGCUCGGGUAUGGUAGGCAAUAGGUUAUAUGUGACAGGAUGGCCUUACGAUGAUAAAAGGAUGUUCCAGAUAAAAGAUAGGGAGUUGCAGACUUAUUCACUCAAUAUCAAUAGCCAGACUUGGGAACCUACCCCUCUCUUUGUUGAGCCGUCUCAGGAAGGACCUUGCUUAACGACCAGAAUAACAUCAGUUGAUAACAUCUUGGUUGGGUAUGACAUGAACUUUGGUCUGAUGUGGUAUGAUGAGUUGGUAAAUCACUGGAAAAAAGUUUUAGACUUAAACUCAUUCAGUGCUAAGUCAGUAGCUGUUUCAGAGUACAAUGGGAAAGUUGUGGUUAUUUGGACAAAGCUGGGAGACAAUGGAGUAACGAAAAUCCUCUAUUGGACAACUAUCAAAGUGGAGAUGAUUACAGGAGGGUUGAGGGGAGUUGCUGAUCCAAGUUUCAUUGUUGCUGAGAUACCUCAAGAGUAUGAAUUCAGGUUCUUUGUUUCAAUGUUUGGUUAAAAUUCCUAUGUUUGCUCUCUUAGGUUUGGUAUGAGUUGUAUGACAAAACUAUAUUGAUGUGGGUUGAGAGAACAGGUGCCACUUGAUCGUUGAUUGUAAA